CAACCAGCGUUCAAAUGGCUACUCAGGCCCGCCGAGGCGGGGGCCCAGGAAGGACCCAGGGCACCUGCCUGCACUGCUGGCUGGAGAGGGUCCGCGGGAGCCAGGGACCCCUCCCUUCCCUCCCUCCGGGUUUCCGCCUGCGCCCUAAGAAGCCGGCGCCCGGGGAGCAGCGACCCGGGCGCUCUCGGCGGAGGGGAAGAGGGAGGUGGGGAGCGCGGUGAUGUCAGAGAUUGGAAACAGCAGCGCCAGCGCCUCCGCUCCGGGCUCAUCUGACUUGAGUUAGCGACCCCCACCCACCCCGGCGCCUGAAAUAAAGUGUUGGAGACCGGCGCGUUUUCUCCUUUCCGGAUGGAACUUUCCUUGUAGGUGUGCUCCCUCUCCUCCGGGCUGGGAGGAGCGUCCUCGGCCGCCUCCUCUUCUCCGGUCCCCGGGCCCGGCGGGUGCGCGGCGGCGGGUGCGCGGCGCCCGGUGUGCUGCCGCCGUGCGCGCGGGGGCGCUGCGCCGUCCGGGCGGCGCCGGGAUCGCGGGAGUGCCGCAGCUCGCCAGCCGAGGCAGCACGGCUCCGCGGACUUUUCUUCCAACUCCCAUCAAUGAGACUUCGAGAAGGAGCGCGAGGCGACGGCGGCGGCCGCUGAGGCAGGCGAGGAAGGGCCGGGGUCGCCGGAGGAGCUGGAGGAAGUAGCGCGAGCCGCGCGGCGCGCCGGAGCCUGGGGAGCCCCCCGCGCGCCGGCGAUCGGGGCGGCCUGGCCCCCGCCCGCCUUUCCUUCCCCUCUCCUGCCUGGCCCGCCGGGCCCGGCUGCACUGAGCCCCUGCAGCCGGCAGCCGGCGGCCGAGCGACCGGUUGCCGCGCCAGCCAAGUUGGGAUGAGGGCUGGCAGCCACCGCCUGGCGCCCCGGCGGCCACCUGCGUGCUAGAGGGCUGCCACCAGGACCAUGAGCAGCUAAGAUGGACACGUCUGCCUCAGCCGCCACGGAGAAGAAAGAAGGCAAGAGUGCGAUCCCGGAGGGCGCUGCUUUCCCCGACGCGGGCAGGAAGACCUCUGCUCUGGCCGUGGCCGCGGCCGCAGUGGCUGCCCAAGGAGUGCCGCAGCACCUUUUGCCACCGUUCCAUGCUCCCUUACCGAUUGACAUGAGACACCAGGAGGGAAGGUACCAUUACGAGCCUCACUCUGCCCACGGCGUGCACGGGCCUCCUGCCCUGAGUGGCAGCCCCGUCAUCUCUGACAUCUCAUUGAUCCGGCUUUCCCCCCACCCCGCCGGCCCCGGGGAGUCCCCCUUCAACGCCCCCCACCCGUACGUGAGCCCCCACAUGGAGCAUUACCUCCGCGCCAUGCACAGCAGCCCCACGCUCCCCACGAUCUCUGCAGCCAGGGGCCUCAGCCCCGCUGACGUGGUCCAUGAGCACCUUAAGGAGAGGGGGCUGUUUGGCCUCCCCCCGGCAGGCACCAACCCCUCAGACUAUUACCACCAGGUGGCCCUCAUGGCGGGCCACCCCACAUCAUACGGGGACCUGCUCCUGCAGACGGGGGGCGCCACUGGCACCCCCCACCUCCACGACUACCUCAAUCCAGUGGACGUGUCGCGUUUCUCCAGCCCACGGGUGACGCCCCGCCUGAGCCGCAAGCGGGCGCUGUCCAUCUCCCCGCUGUCCGAUGCCAGCCUGGACCUGCAGCGGAUGAUCCGGACCUCCCCCAACUCGCUGGUGGCCUACAUCAACAACUCGCGCAGCAGCUCCGCCGCCAGCGGCUCCUAUGGGCACCUGUCGGCGGGCACCCUCAGCCCAGCCUUCACCUUCCCCCAUCCCAUCAACCCCGUGGCCUACCAGCAGAUCCUGAGCCAACAGAGGGGCCUGGGCUCGGCCUUCGGACACACACCGCCCCUGAUCCAGCCCUCCCCCACCUUCCUGGCCCAGCAGCCCAUGGCCCUCACCUCCAUCAGCACCACGCCCACCCAGCUCAGCGGCAGCAGCAACUGUCUGAACGACGCCAGCCAGAGCAAGCAGAGCAGCGAGUCGGCUGUGAGCAGCACCGUGAACCCCAUCAUCAUCCAUAAGCGCAGCAAGGUCAAGACGGAGGCCGAGGGCCUGCGACCAGCCUCCCCGGUGACCCUGACGCAGGAGCAGCUGGCCGACCUCAAGGAAGACCUGGACAGGGACGACUGCAAGCAGGAGGCGGAGGUGGUCAUCUACGAGACCAGCUGCCACUGGGAGGACUGCACCAAGGAGUAUGACACGCAGGAGCAGCUGGUGCAUCACAUCAACAACGAGCACAUCCACGGGGAGAAGAAGGAGUUCGUGUGCCGCUGGCAGGCCUGCACGCGGGAGCAGAAGCCCUUCAAGGCGCAGUACAUGCUGGUGGUGCACAUGCGCCGGCACACGGGCGAGAAGCCGCACAAGUGCACGUUCGAGGGCUGCUCAAAGGCCUACUCGCGCCUGGAGAACCUGAAGACGCACCUGCGGUCCCACACCGGGGAGAAGCCGUACGUGUGCGAGCACGAGGGCUGCAACAAGGCCUUCUCCAACGCCUCGGACCGCGCCAAGCACCAGAACCGCACCCACUCCAACGAGAAACCCUACAUCUGCAAGAUCCCAGGCUGCACCAAGCGCUACACGGACCCCAGCUCUCUCCGGAAGCACGUGAAAACCGUGCACGGCCCAGACGCCCACGUCACCAAGAAGCAGCGCAACGACGUGCACCUCCGCGCCCUGUUGCUCAAGGAGAAUGGGGACCCCGAGGCCGGCACUGAGGCCGGCGGCCAGCGCUCCGAGGAGAGCGCCGAGGCCAGCAGCACCAGCCAGUCCGCUGAGGACUGCCUGCACGUCAAAGCCAUCAAGACCGAGAGCUCCGGGCUGUGCCAGGCCAGCCCUGGGGCCCAGUCAUCCUGCAGCAGCGAGCCCUCUCCCUUGGGCAGUGCCCCCAACAAUGACAGCGGGGUGGACAUGCCGGGGACGGGGCCUGGAAGCUUGGGAGACCUGACAGCGCUGGAUGACACGCCCCCGGGGGCCGACACCUCAGCCCUGGCCGCCCCUUCCGCCGGCGGCCUGCAGCUGCGCCAACACAUGACCGCCAUGCACCGGCUAGAGCAGCUCAAGAGGGAGAAGCUCAAGUCACUUAAAGAUUCCUGCUCGUGGACCGGGCCAGCUCCACACCCCCGGAACCCCAAGUUGCCUCCCCUCCCGGGAAGCGGCUCCAUCCUGGAAAACUUCAGCUGCGGUGGGGGCGGCCGGCCGCCGGGGCUGCUGCCCAACCCGCGGCUGUCCGAGCUGUCGGCCAGCGAGGUGACGGUGCUGAGCCACCUGCAGGAGCGCCGCGACAGCUCCGCCAGCACGGUCAGCUCGGCCUACACCGUGAGCCGCCGCUCCUCCGGCAUCUCUCCCUACUUCUCCAGCCGCCGCUCCAGCGAGGCCUCGCCCCUGGGCGCUGGCCGCCCUCCCCAGGCCAGCUCGGCGGACUCCUACGACCCCAUCUCCACGGACGCGUCCCGGCGCUCCAGCGAGGCCAGCCAGGGCAGCGGGGUGGGCACGGGCCCGCUCAGCCUGACGCCCGCGCAGCAGUACAGCCUGCGAGCCAAGUACGCGGCGGCCACGGGCGGGCCGCCCCCCACGCCGCUGCCAGGCCUGGAGCGCGGGAGCCUGCGGGCCCGGCUGGCUCUGCUGGAUGCAUCAGAGCGCGUGUUGGGGCCCCGGCGAGGCAGUGGGGGGCUGGCCUAUGGCCACGCAGGGCCUGCACCCGCCUUCCCCCACGAGGCAUGCGGCAGCGGGGCGCGGCGGGCCAGUGACCCAGUGAGGCGGCCGGACGCCCUGGCUCCGCCGCGGGUGCAGCGCUUCCUCAGCGCCCACGAUGUGAACCCCGGCCCGCUGCAGCCCUGCGCGGCCGAGAGGCGCGGCCUCCACCUGCAGGGUCCCGCCGGCGCUGAGGGCAGCCUAGCCCGCGGCACCUACUCCCCCCGGCCACCCAGCAUCAGCGAGAACAUGGUGAUGGAAGCCAUGGCGGUGGGGACAGAUGGGGCAGGGCCUGAGGGCGCGCUCCUGCUGCCCGAGGACGACCUGGUGCUGCCCGACGACGUGGUGCAGUACAUCAAGGCACAUGCGGGCACCCUGGGCGACAGCGCCCUGCAGGCAUAUCCCCCCGAGAGCUCCUGCUUCCCUGAACAGCCCAAACUGCCCAGCCCGGGGCUGCAGGGCCAGCGCAGGAUGGUGGCUGCGGACUCCAACAUGGGCCCCUCCACCGCUGGGCUGGGAGGCUGCCAGCUGGGCUACGGCGCCCCCUCUGGCCCGAGCAAAAGCAGCAUGCCUGUGCAGUGGAAUGAGGUGAGCUCUGGCACCAUGGACGCCCUGAGCAGCCAGGGGAAGCCUCCGCCUGUUCUGCAGGGCAACCUGGCUGUGGCGCAGCAGAAGCCGGCCUUCGGCCAGUACCUGGGCUACGGUGCACAGGGCGUGCCGCCGAGCCCUCGGGGUCUGGGCAGCACGCAGCCACACCUGCGGCCCUGCAGCGGAGCCCCCUCCGGGCCCAGGGGGAAUCAUAUGCAGCAGCUGCGGCAGGCGGGGGGCCAGUGUCCCAGCAUGACCACCACAGCGAGCCCCCAUGCCAGCUAUGGCCAAGGCCACCCCCAGCUGAGCUCCAGCACCAUGGGCGGGGCCCUGAAUCCAUUCCCCGCAUCCUGCAGCAACCUGGCAGCCAAGCCCGGUCACCUGGGGCUGCCCCAGCAAAUGGAAGUUGUUCCCGACCCCUCCAUGAUGGGUAGUAGACGCAGGGAACUUGGGGCCCCCAAUGCCACCCUGGCCGGGAUGGCACCACUUCAUGCAGCCCAGAGCUACCCACAGCAGAGCCAUCACCUGGCAUCCCCCAUGAGCCAGGAGGGCUACCACCAGGGCCCCAGUCUUCUGCCUUCCCACCAGCCCGGCUUUCUGGAGCUGCAGCAGGCCUCAGGGGGGCUGGCUGGACCCGGCUUUGGCCUAGUGCAACCCCGGCCACCUCCUGAGCCCAGCCCUGCUGGCCGCCACCGUGGGGUACGUGCUGGGCAGCAGCUGGCCUAUGCCAGGGCCGCUGGCCAUGCCAUGGCUGCUGUAUCAGCCAACCAGGAGAUGGCAGAGUCUGUGCCCAAGGGAGCGAUGGGCACUAUGGCAUCCUUGCCUCCUCAGCUGCCCCCACAGGACACGGGUGGAGCCCAGGACCACAACAUGCUUUACUAUUAUGGCCAAAUCCACAUGUAUGAACAGAAUGGAGGCCUGGAGAACCACGUAGGCUGCCAGGUCAUGAGGCCCCAACCGCCGCAGCCACAGGCCUGCCCGGAGGACCUCCAGCCCCAGCCCUUGUCCUCACCAGGCGUCAACCAGGUGUCCAGCACUGUGGACUCCCAGCUGCUGGAGGCCUCCCAGAUCGAUUUCGACGCCAUCAUGGAUGAUGGUGAUCAUUCGAGCUUGCUCUCAGGCGCCCUGAGCCCCAGCCUCCUCCAUAGCCUCUCCCAGAGCUCCUCCCGCCUCACCACCCCCCGGAGCUCCCUGACUCUGCCCUCCGUCCCCACGGGCACCAGCAACAUGGCCGUCGGGGACAUGAGCUCCAUGCUGACCAGCCUGGCCGAGGAGAGCAAGUUCCUCAACAUGAUGACCUAAGGCCCCGGCCCUGGUGGAGGGGACCCCGAGGAAUCCUUUCCAGAGUGGGGUGUCAUCCAUUUUGUCUUUUUCCAAAAAAGUAUUACUAGGCCUGGGGUGGGGGGAGGGUGCUGUGGUUCAGACCACAAUGCUUUAAGGCAAGUUUACGUGCACCCUGUCUGGUCUUCUUUGGGGUUACUUUUGGAACACUGACCAAACCUCAGCAGGAAGGCUCGUUUACACAGUGCUCACGCCUCCGGUGUUUAGGGGACCACUCUGCUGCGGCUCCUUCGCCCGUCACAGAGGGGUCCCACCGGCCAGGGCUUUCCAAGUACACGAGGAAAAGGGCAGAGGAACACAUUUGGGUUUGAAUCAAAGCCGUACUGGAUGUUGUAAUCCAGGAAGAUGAGCUUCUAUGCCGAUCCUGCAAGGAGGAGGAGUUGCUGGCCCCGGAAUCCUCCCGCAAGCUGGCCGUGAGGCCGCUACCGCCCUGGUCGGAGGAAAGAGUUUACCCAGGUGACUCAGGCACAUCCUGAUUCUAGGGGGGUGGAGCCGGCAUCUCUACCCACAGAGCCAGGCGUGCACCUGGCACACGGCCCGCGUGUACAGAAUGAAUAAAGGACGGAAGUUGCCAGAAAAGGGAAAGAAGACACGGUGACGCUCGGGGUGCUCAGAGGCGGCGGGCCUCCAGGCGUGUUUACAGCGUCCACGCGUGUAAACGUGGCCCUCCCUGAAAGGAACACUCCCUUCUGAAUGCCCCGGGGCUGCUGGAGCCGCUGCGGCCACGGAUGACCGAGGGGCCCACGCGUGGACGGACCUUUAGGACGUGAGUGCACAGGGCCCAGCCUCGGGCGCCUGGCGUAGGAAGAGUCACAUGUUUACCCAGCCCUGUUUCCCCAGGGCACUGCCCGCCCACUCUGCCCCAGGCCCUGAUGGCCGCCUCUCCAGGUGCCUCCAGCCACGCUGCCCACUCUCCAGCAGCCCGGGGUCCCUGCCGAGUCCCGGCACCCCUGGAUCCCCUCCCUCUGCCUCUGCCCUCAUUCGUUCCAGAGAAUGAUGAUGUGCAUGGCGUCUUGGGGGGAGGCGGAGGGGGGCGGGAGGGGAAGGAGGUGCUUCCUCCUCCAGGUGGGAUUUGGAACUGGCAUCAGGAGACAUUCCUGAACAUAGUAGGAUGAGUGGGUGCAUCCUCCCCAGCACCAGCCCCACACCUUCCCCGUGUUGAAUUCGUGGCAUCCUUGCCAAAACCAACGGUACCACUAGGAGCUUGAUACUGACUGUGACCUUACCCGGGUCCGCUGCGUCCCAGAACACCCAGGGCUUUGUUAGGCUCCAGGAAAGGCCAAGUCCAAAUCACAGCCCCGGGGUCUGGGCUCUGGUGGUCAUCCAUUCCCUGAGCUAAGAUGUCACACCAUUCCACCCUGUAUAUAGUCUGUACAGAAGACAUCGCCCUGAAAAUACUGUAGGUGAGUCCUCCAGCCAAGUUUAUAUCUCCAAAACAUUUUUAGCUUUUUCUACCUGCUAUGGAUUGAGAUGACAUGCUCAACUUGUAAAUAAGUCCUUUUGUACAUUAAAAAAGUAAUUUUUUCAUAAUUUAUUUUGUCUCCCUGCUUCCUCCUUGACACAGUUAAUGAGGACC
Molecule: messenger RNA, 7225 nt
Organism: Myotis myotis
Lineage: Eukaryota; Metazoa; Chordata; Mammalia; Chiroptera; Vespertilionidae
Gene: GLI2
Product: GLI family zinc finger 2
Exons: 14
Coding region: 946-5610 (1554 amino acids)
Biological process (GO): smoothened signaling pathway; regulation of transcription by RNA polymerase II
Cellular component (GO): nucleus
Molecular function (GO): DNA-binding transcription factor activity, RNA polymerase II-specific; RNA polymerase II cis-regulatory region sequence-specific DNA binding
Source: RefSeq, a predicted model, not a curated record